Molecule: messenger RNA, 1177 nt
Organism: Vitis riparia (riverbank grape)
Lineage: Eukaryota; Viridiplantae; Streptophyta; Magnoliopsida; Vitales; Vitaceae
Product: galactinol synthase 2-like
Exons: 4
Coding region: 30-968 (312 amino acids)
Molecular function (GO): glycosyltransferase activity
Source: RefSeq, a predicted model, not a curated record
CUCAUUUUCUUCUUUGCUUGAAGGCUCUAAUGGCUCCUACUUUGGCCUCUGCAACUGGUUUGGCCAAGGCUGCCAGCAUUUCCAGCCGGGCAUAUGUGACGUUCUUGGCCGGAAACGGCGACUACGUGAAGGGCGUGGUGGGGCUGGCCAAGGGGCUGAGAAAAGUUAAAACCGCAUACCCACUUGUGGUGGCGGUACUGCCGGACGUCCCGGCGGAGCACCGCCGCAUUCUGAAGGAACAGGGCUGCAUCGUCAAGGAGAUCGAGCCGGUGAACCCGCCGGAGAACCAGACCCAGUUCACCAUGGCCUACUACGUCAUCAACUACUCCAAACUCCGCAUCUGGGAGUUUGUGGAAUACAGUAAGAUGAUAUACUUGGACGGAGACAUACAGGUGUUUGGUAACAUAGACCAUUUGUUUGAUUUGGAUGAUGGGUAUUUCUAUGCUGUGAUGGACUGUUUCUGUGAGAAGACGUGGAGCAACUCGCCGCAGUACAAGAUUGGGUACUGCCAGCAGUGCCCGGAGAAGGUGAAGUGGCCGGCGGAGAUGGGUCCGGAGACUCCUUUCUAUUUCAACGCCAGCAUGUUUAUCUUCGAGCCUAACCUCUCCGUCUAUGACGAUCUCCUUAGCACUCUCAAGAUCACUCCUGCUAGCACUUUUGCUGAGCAGGACUAUUUGAAUAUGUUCUUCAAAGACACGUACAUGCCCAUUACACUAACCUACAACCUUGGUUUGCCCAUGCUAUGGCGCCACCCAGAACACGUUGACCUUGAAAGAACCAAAGUUGUUCGCUAUUGUGCUGCCGGUUCAAAGCCAUGGAGGUAUACUGGGAAGGAGGAGAACAUGGAGAGGGAGGAUAUAAAGAUGUUGGUGAAGAAGUGGUGGGAUAUAUACAAUGAUGAGAGCUUGGAUUACGGGAACUCAUCUGCAAACGGACAGCCGUGCAUCGGCUGCCUAGACGAUUCAUGAUCGGUUGCUUAAGCUCAGUCUAUUCAUUUAUGAGUUUUGAUUUUAGUACAUGGUUUGGUUUGAAUCCGGGGUGAUCGGAUAGAGUGUUUGAUUUUUACUUUUUGGUUGUUGAUUGGAGUUUGUUAUGUUUAUGAAUGUUGGAUGUAAUAAAUGAUGCCACUACCCCUUUGGGCUUCUAUUGAUUGUCAUGUUUGAAAUUCUGGGAUAGA